GCUUCUUAUUUCUCUCUCUCUGUGGAAAAAAAAUGGCCGACCAAAAUGCCAAUUUUGCCCCUCAUCUGAUCCCGCAUGACCGCAUCAAGCUCAACGUAGGCGGAAAGCUCUUCGAGACCACCAUCUCCACCCUACAAGCCGCCGGACCCGACUCGCUACUCGCCGCUCUCUCGACUCGCCCGAGUAAUGACGAUUCCGACCCUGUCUUCAUCGACCGCGACCCAGAGAUCUUCUCCGUCCUCCUUUCCCUCCUCCGCUCCGGCCGCCUCCCUUCCACAGCCCGCCGAUUCUCCAACCAAGAACUCGCCGAGGAGGCCCUCUACUACGGCGUCGAAUCCCGCCUCAAAUCGGCCAUGUCGCCGCCCCCCCUCGCCGGCAUCGACGCCUCCGUCGUCGCUACCAUCCGUCCCGCUGCAGACGGGAUCCCCACCGCCUUCUCCGCCUCCGACGACGGCUCCGUCUGGGUCGCCCACGGUGGCCAGAUCUCCGCAUACGACUGGAAACUGACCUACACCGGCACCGUACGGUCCCACCUGGAAGACAUCACAUCGAUCCGCCGCGUCUGGCCGGAGAUCGCUGGGAUAGGGUCGGAGUCCGCCGCCGGGAUCCACUUCUACGAUUUUGCGUGCGGGCGCCACGUCGGAUCCGCGUACUGGUCCGACCCAGCCGAUCCGAGGGUCUACAAGGCCCUGGUCAAGUCGGUCACUGACUCGGCCGACUCGGUCUUCGCCUCGUUCGAGUGCCCGCACAAGGAGAACACUGUCCUCUCGAUCGACAAGUCGACACUAAAACCGGUAUCCGAAAUCGGGCGCCAGAACGGUAACUCGGCGAAAGCAAUGGUCGCCGAGAAGCUGACCUACCUGCCGGAACCCGGCCUGCUGUUUGGCAGCGCGAUAAGCUCCGGCGCGUUCGGGUACUCUGGCUAUAUCCGGCUGUGGGAUCUCCGUUCGGGGGGCGUGGUUUGGGAGACGAAUGAGCCGGGGUCGGGCCGGAGCAGCCGGUUUGGCGAUUCGUUUGCGAACGUGGAUGUUGACCCAGAUGAAUCGGCGAUUUUCAAGGUCUGCUCUAAGUCGGGGGAUUUGGCAGUGGCGGAUUUGCGUAAAUUGGGGGAGGACCCUUGGGUUUAUUUGGAAGAGAAAAAUCCAAGCUUGAGGUAUUCUGGGGGUGGGACGAGUAGUGUUAUUCAUUGUUACAAAAGGCAAGUGUUUGUGAGCAGAGAGGGGUGUUUGGAGGUUUGGUCUCAAAUAGAGGGGGAGAGAGAGGUGAGAGAUGUUUGUGAGAGGACUUACAGAAGGAAUUUUGUGGAUCGAGAGGAAGAUUCAAGUAAAGGGACUAUAAGGAAAAUGGAAGGCGGUGGGAAUCGGUUGUUUGUUAGUAGAGAUGGGGUUGAAGGAAUUGAGGUCUGGGAGAGCUCUAAUUUAUCAGGGGCCGUUCCUAUUUUGUGAUCAAAGGACAGCCGGGACCAAUCAUUUGUAUAGAUGAGAAUGCAUGAUGGAGUGAUCGCAAGUUUUAGUCAUGAUGUUGUGAUGAAGGAACGCAUGACCUUUUUAUGUGUGUAUUCAAAGAAUGUACAUGUGAUCAAAGAACAAGGGACUGUCUGCUUGCAUGUAUAGAGAAUGCAAGACUAAACAGUUUUGAUCACACAAUCAAAGGGCAUGCAGACUAUCUCUUGGACAUGUGACCGAUGAUGAGUUUAUUUCUGGUAAAUGGGAGGUAUGCUUCUUGUUGUGGCUGGCAUUGGGUUUUUAUUGUUUGAGGUGAUAAUAAAUGUAUCUUUUUCGUAUUGACACGGGUUCCUUGUUUAGAAGCUAUUACCCACUGUUGAAACAGAGGAAGGAACACUCUGUAGAGCUCAUUAUCAUUUCAUUGUUGAUUCAUUGAUUAUCGGACUAUGGUUCUGUAUUUAUUUAUUUUUACUUAUAAGCUGUGUUUGUAUGCACAAGUGAAUUAAAUUUUGAACAUUCAAUUUAAUAAAGAGGAAUGAUCUGACCCAAGCUGGUGAUGUUUAGUGCAUUCGAAAUGAGAAAGUAGCAUAUUGAUCCAUGAUGUUUAUGUCCAAGUCCAGCUUGGAAUCAACAGGAUUGCAAUUUGUAAUCAGUGUUGUUAUUCCCAUUCUAUAAGACCAACAAUUACAAUAUCAGUUUGAUAUUGCAUGCAAAUGCAACCCAGGUGUUUUUACUAGGGAGGAGGAAGGUGGGUGUCUAGGACAUGUCCCACCCAUGGUCAUUGGCUGCUAUGUUAGGGCCCAACAAAAUGGGUGCAGUACAAUGAAGUAAUUUCAAUAUGUCAGGGUGGAGUUUGAACCUGACCCAUUACCACUAGGACAAAAGGCUCAACUUGGAGUAGAUGUGGCUCUGAUGUAAUCCUUUACAGCCUGUGGUACCAUCCCUUUGAGAUUUAUUAAUAGGAUGUUUCCAGUCUUUUCAUUGUAUUAGAAGAACCAUUACUUUAUUUGGAGUGGUUAGAAAUUGACGAAUACAAAUGGAGAAAUCUGAAUGUAAGCGUGGCUCUGGUUCAGAUUCCUUUUCAUAAGGCAGGUUAGAGGUUUUGUUUCAAACAAACAGCGAAGGGAAGGAUGUUGUGAAAGAUCUAUGACUCUAUUGGUGUCUAGCACAGUUUAUGAACCAAAACAUACAUAAUCAUCACUUAUAUAGAUGUCUCCUAUUUUUGCCUAACCCUCAGGUAGGUGGGACAGGGCUAUGAUGACAAUGGACUUACUCUUUUCUCCUUAACAUGAUAUUAAUGCUUGUGACCAUGGUUCUUUCAUUAGUUGGAUCUUUGGCACCUAAAUCAGUAAACUUCUCGGACAACUUGCGUCUAGGAUUCCCUCUCCAAAUUGCUGUGAGAUCAUGGGCUUAGUAGGAGAUGUGAUGCUUGUAACACCCCUUUCUUCAUUGACCCUUUAUACAUCUUAUCUGCAUCCCAUCUUUGAGUGUAAAUGUCUUUAAUAGAUUGAUUGCGAAGGACCCUCCCUCUCCCCUCCAUCUUGUCAGCCACUUCUUGGCUCUCAAGCGAUGUCUGAAUGACAAAAGGUUAGUCAUUUCUGAAAGCUAACAAGCCCAAUAUUAUGCCAUUUCGAUUUUUUUUUUUUUUUGAGUGACGUACAACAGAUUUCAGAAAUAGAUGGUUAGUGUUAGAAGCAAUGAAUAUUUGGAGGAGUAUAUAAACAUUUAAACAAUCUCUUAUGGCUAGUUGAUGAAUAUUUGGAUAAAUCUUAUUUUCUGACUUUUCUAAGCAUUUGUUGCUCUUAUCGAAGCAUUAGUUAGAUCUUUAUUAUAGCAUGUGUUGUUCAUAUUUAUUUCGUGCUCGAUUAUCUAUUUUUAUGAGAUUUCAUGGAUCAGAAGGCAGAAGGCACAUACCGAAUUUGAAACUUGUUCUUAAUUUGGUUGUGUGAAUCCACAUCUAACAUGUAGCUGUCAGUUUGUUUUCUUAGUUCCAGUAAGCACAAACUUGGUUGAACUUUUAGUUUUGUCAUCUGUAAAAGUAAUUCCAUUUUUUUUUUCUUCUCAUCCUUGUAUUCUAACCUUUUGAAACUUCUAACACUCUAGCUUCUGAUAGGUUUACCUGUUAGUCAAAAUAAAGAAAAGGAUGUCAGUAGAUUAUAAUCAUGCUGUACUUUCCUUAUAUGAUUCUUGAGUGCAGGUUCUGUUGGAUAUUAAUUAUUUUCAUAACUUUUUUUUUUAUCUCGCCAGAAAAUGAACGCGAAGGAAGUCAUUGUUGGAUGGUUUUUAUUGAGUGCUUCUUCAGUAUGAACCUCAUGAAAGGUCGUUCGGCAGAGAUCUUUAAACCUGAAGGAUGUUUGAUGGUACCCUCAUCCAAUGUGAAGGACACAAUCAAGUUCCCUCUUGUUGGGGCAUGGUCUCGAAGGAGUUCAAAGAUGUCUUGGUUUCGGAGUUCCUUCAUAACUUGAAGCAGUAGCAACUACGUCUCAAAAGGUAAGAAGAUCAAUGUUUGACAUCUUCCUGGUGAUUGGAAUUUAAAUGUUAAUGGGAGUUUUGUAUUUCAAUCCAGAAAUUUCUGGUAUCGGCCAUGUGGUUAGAAAUUUCAAAGGCAUCAUUACAGAUUUUUCUGGGUCA
Molecule: messenger RNA, 4076 nt
Organism: Magnolia sinica
Lineage: Eukaryota; Viridiplantae; Streptophyta; Magnoliopsida; Magnoliales; Magnoliaceae
Product: protein ENDOPLASMIC RETICULUM-ARRESTED PEN3
Exons: 2
Coding region: 33-1445 (470 amino acids)
Biological process (GO): protein homooligomerization
Molecular function (GO): protein binding
Source: RefSeq, a predicted model, not a curated record